Molecule: messenger RNA, 336 nt
Organism: Cygnus atratus (black swan)
Lineage: Eukaryota; Metazoa; Chordata; Aves; Anseriformes; Anatidae
Product: class A basic helix-loop-helix protein 9-like
Exons: 1
Biological process (GO): developmental process; regulation of transcription by RNA polymerase II
Molecular function (GO): protein dimerization activity; RNA polymerase II transcription regulatory region sequence-specific DNA binding; DNA-binding transcription factor activity, RNA polymerase II-specific
Source: RefSeq, a predicted model, not a curated record
AUGUCCCGAGCAGCUGUGGGAAGCGGUGCGGCACGAUGGGGAUCCCCCGAUGGCUUGGAAGGGGAGCUGGAAAGGGGGGCUGCACCCCAGGUGUGCCACGGGCAGGACCUGUGGGACCCCAAGGGGAGGGAAGCAGCCGCCCACCUGGGGGAGGCUGAAGAGAUGAAGGUGAGGAAGAGGAGCAGGCCGGCGCGCUCCAAGGCCAGGAGGAUGGCUGCCAACGUCCGAGAGCGCAAGAGGAUCCUGGACUACAACCAAGCCUUCAACGCCCUGCGGCUGGCCCUCAAGCAUGACCUCAGUGGCAAGAGGCUCUCCAAAAUCGCCACCCUCCGGCGA